This is a messenger RNA of Emys orbicularis (European pond turtle), 1275 nucleotides long. RefSeq names its product synaptotagmin 1 (gene SYT1). Lineage: Eukaryota; Metazoa; Chordata; Testudines; Emydidae. Bases 1 to 1275 code for a protein of 424 amino acids. Gene Ontology annotation, biological process: cellular response to calcium ion; regulation of dopamine secretion; synaptic vesicle endocytosis. The transcript has 8 exons. The record is from RefSeq and is a predicted model, not a curated record. Gene Ontology annotation, cellular component: exocytic vesicle; dense core granule; synaptic vesicle membrane. Gene Ontology annotation, molecular function: calcium-dependent phospholipid binding; clathrin binding; syntaxin binding.
AUGGUGAGUGAAAGUCGUCACGAGGCGCUGGCCGCACCACCAGCCACCACCAUUUCAGCUUCACUGCCAAUUAAUGUCACAGAACCAGCCAGUCCUGGAGCAGGAGGUGGAAAAGAAGAUGCAUUUUCAAAGUUAAAGGAGAAGUUUAUGAAUGAACUGAAUAAAAUUCCAUUGCCACCUUGGGCCUUAAUAGCCAUAGCCAUAGUUGCAGUCCUAUUAAUCCUUACCUGCUGCUUUUGUCUCUGUAAGAAAUGCUUGUUCAAAAAGAAGAACAAGAAGAAGGGAAAGGAAAAGGGAGGGAAGAAUGCUAUUAACAUGAAAGAUGUUAAAGAUUUAGGGAAGACCAUGAAAGACCAGGCCCUUAAGGAUGAUGAUGCUGAGACUGGGCUGACUGACGGGGAAGAUAAAGAAGAACCCAAAGAAGAGGAAAAAUUAGGGAAAAUCCAAUACUCUUUGGAUUAUGACUUCCAGAACAAUCAGCUUUUGGUAGGGAUUAUUCAGGCAGCUGAGCUGCCUGCUUUAGAUAUGGGCGGAACAUCUGAUCCCUAUGUGAAAGUUUUCCUGCUGCCUGAUAAGAAGAAGAAAUAUGAAACAAAAGUCCACAGAAAGACCCUUAACCCUGUCUUCAAUGAGCAAUUUACGUUCAAGGUGCCGUACUCUGAACUGGGUGGAAAAACCUUAGUGAUGGCAGUAUACGACUUCGAUCGUUUCUCCAAACAUGAUAUCAUUGGGGAAUAUAAGGUGGCCAUGAACACAGUGGACUUUGGUCAUGUGACUGAGGAGUGGCGGGAUUUGCAAAGUGCUGAGAAGGAAGAGCAAGAGAAGUUGGGUGAUAUCUGCUUUUCCCUUCGCUAUGUGCCUACUGCUGGCAAGCUGACGGUCGUCAUUCUAGAGGCGAAGAAUCUGAAGAAGAUGGACGUGGGUGGCUUAUCAGAUCCCUAUGUGAAAAUCCAUCUGAUGCAGAAUGGUAAGAGACUGAAGAAGAAAAAGACAACAAUUAAAAAGAACACUCUGAACCCCUACUACAAUGAAUCAUUCAGCUUUGAGGUACCCUUCGAGCAAAUUCAGAAAGUGCAAGUUGUUGUGACUGUUUUGGACUAUGACAAGAUUGGCAAGAACGAUGCUAUCGGGAAAGUCUUUGUGGGCUACAACAGCACUGGUGCAGAGCUACGACACUGGUCAGACAUGCUGGCCAACCCAAGGCGACCCAUUGCACAGUGGCACACCUUACAGGUUGAGGAAGAGGUAGACGCCAUGCUUGCAGUCAAGAAGUAA